UCCGCAUUGCUAUACACGCUUAAACACUUUUACCAAAUUAUUUGGAUUAUAUGUCACCAGUUGUAAAGUAGACUGGACUGGCAACCAUUAUCAUUUAGAUUAAAUUUAAGUAUGAAAAGUGAUUACUCAUCCGAAGAAUCAGGAAACUUUCUUUUAAAUUCAUUCAUUACAAAAUAAAAGAAAACUAUAAUCAACAGGAUGAAGUUUCAAAUUUACAUUACCCUCUGCGCACUGAGUGUCGUUCCGCAGAAUAGCCAAAGCAAUACGGACUUUGUUCUAAACAAACGUCUGUACAACCACAGUUAUUCAGAUGCCUUCAAACAGACAGUGACACACGUGUCAGAGAAUACUACAUAUAUGGACAUUCAUGAAAACUGUUCUAAACAUAUUAUCGACGACAACAUCUAUAUUAACUGUUCAGGUUCAGGAAUAGAUCAUAUACCAGAAUUGCCUGAAUCAAGUGUUUCUGUUGAUUUAUCGAGAAACAACAUAGAAAAAAUACCUGAUAACCAAUUAACCCAUCUCUACAUGUUACAAUAUCUCGAUUUGUCAGACAAUCCACUAGUACAUAUAGAUCUGGAUGCCUUUAAUGGUCUUUCAAAGUUAUCUACCCUGUAUAUUCGCAAGUCAAAGCUUUAUAAAAUGGAUAUAUAUGAUAUUGAUACAAUGAUUUCUAUGCUUCCAUCGUUGACAGAAUUUGCUGUAACAUUGCAAGAAUUCUCAGCACGUAAUAUUACGUACUGCAGUUGUUCUGAUGAAAUAUCAAUACACACAUAUCGUUCACUUCCUUUCAUAACCUCUGUACUAAACCUUGAAAUAGACUCGAGUCAUUUAAGACAGAUCUUAAUGUCUGCAACUGCCAUAUGGAAAACGAAAUAUCUUCAUAUAUUUGUAACAGGACAUUGUUUUUACGAGUUAUUUCACAAACAAUGUUUCCAAAAUGGGCAAUUUCUGCAAGAACUGUCCAUAAGCUUUGCUUUUCCAAAAACAGAAAUCAUUUUGCCGUUGUCUUUCAGGAUAAUAUCGUUUUCAAACAAUACCUUUGAUAACAAUAGAAAUUUGGAAGUUCUCAAGAUACAGUCAACUUCAAAGAUAUCUGAUUUUAAAUGGUUUGUGUAUGAGUACAAACUGACGGAUCAUUUGAGAAACAUUACAUCAACUGUAAGUCAAUUAAAACUGUUUAAAUUUCUCAGUGUUCAAGGAAUUAAUUACGGAUCGGAUCUAAACUUCUCUCUUAAGGAAGCACUAUCUCCUCUUCUGAUGUCUAAAUCUAUAUCAUCUUUAGAUAUAUCAACAAAUGGCUUAAUCGGCAAACAAUCUGAAUGGGUAUUGAUCCCAACUUCUUUGAAAAAUAUAACUGCAAAAAAUAACUGUUUGUCGUAUUUGUUCUUGAUGACGCAGCUCUUUGUCUGGCCGCUACAUACCUUAGAUGCAAGUGAACAAAACUACUGCUUUGGACAAAGUCAUUUACAUAUGAAUUAUCGAAAAAACAUGCCUAGAAAAAUAAAAUUCGUUGAACAGGGAAUUGAAAAAAUUAUAUAUACAUAUUCUAUUUAUAGAGUUGAUUUAUAUGAGCUAAGGUUUCUACAAAAUACCAAAUACUUGGAUUUGUCAUGGAAUUCUAAUAAACUAAAUUCAAAGGUCCUCAGGAAAAAAAUUUUCACAGGAGUUCCUAAUCUAGAAUUUUUCGAUUUGACUGGUUACACAAUUGAAUAUGUGGAGGAAAAUGCAACAGUUCAUAAAAAGUUGAAGUAUUUAAAUCUUACGUCAAAUGCACUUUGGAAAAUGGGAUGUGCACUUAGUGAAAGAUUUACGUAUUUACCGUCUUUGAUUGAUUUGCGCUUAAGCGAUAACAAAAUAGAUUGUCUUACUAAGGCUGCAUUUGCAAGUUUGAAAGCCGUUCAGAUUAUUGACCUUAGUAAAAACAAUAUAGAAACAUUUGAAAUUUCACUGAAACAUCUUCAGAAUAUUCGAUUAUUAAACCUGUCAAACAACAACAUUCGAGUGCUUACGAAGUCGACGAUGGACGAUUUGGAUGCAAUUCCUGCAGUUACAGUUGAUUUAAACCUCAAUAAACUUACAUGCAACUGUGAAUCACGUAGUUUUCUUAAAUGGUUACAACAUGAAACGAAACGUUUCGUAGGACUGGAUCGUUAUGUGUGUAGAUUCAACAAUAAUUCUUUUGUUUACUUAACAAGCUUAAAACAGAUAACCGAUGACCUUGACCGUUCAUGUUCCUCACACUCAAUUCUAAUUGCGGUUUGUAGCUUGUUCCUCGCGUUCAUUACUUCUGUUAUUUUAGGAGGACUCAUUUACAGGUACAGGUGGAAGUUACGCUAUAUGUAUUAUAUGUCAAAGCUUCAGAUACAUAGUAGGGGAGGAGGAGAGGAUUACGAACAACUUUUUGACUUUGACGCUUUCAUUUCCUAUGCUUCCGACGACUUUGAAGUUGCAAGAGUUGAUGCAAUUGAAUAUCUCGAACAAAAGAAAUCAUUCCGAUUGUGUAUACACGAACGAGAAUUUCAGCCAGGAGAAUCAAUUGCAUAUAACAUAUCUAAAGGGAUACAUAGCAGUAAAAGGACCCUCUUAUUCUUUUCAAAGUCCUUUCUCCAAAGUGAAUGGUGUAAAUACGAGCUGAAUAUAGCGCGAAUCGAGUCCAUGUACACCAAACGAAACCUUAUACUUGUUAUAAUGCUAGAAGAUAUACCUACUGGGGAAAUGACAAUUGAAAUGAUAGAUUUCAUAAAAACAUACACAUACUUAGAAUAUCCUAAAAACGGCCAACAGGAAGACCGAGAUGUAUUCUGGAGCAAGUGCGCUGAUUUUAUCAAUGGAAGUUAAAGAAACAUUGUUAGACUUGAAAUUACUGCCAAACUAUAUGUUUUACUUACAUACACAUGCAUUACUGUAUCAUUACUCGAUUUGCAUUUUAUCAUCAAAUGUUCAAACAAUCCUUGCAAUAUAUAAAUAUUUCAAAGACUAUCCUUUUAUAUAUAGUGUAUCAUGUGUCGUUCAAUGCAUCAGAACAGGCCAAACAUCUAUAUAAUAAAGAUGACCAAAAACAGUGAAUAGAUGUACAAUGUCAGCUAAAAAGGUUCCAUAGGAACUAAAUAUUUGAUAAAAUACUUUUAAUAUUUAUCAUUAACCUUUUUAUAUGGCUUCUUUUAACAGAAGAAACAACUAUCCGUGAACAAUGCCGAUUAAACUUAUCAUUUUAGAUGUUACUUCUGUUUCAAUAUUUAUUCUUACAUGUAUAUAUAUAUGUACCUAAAUAUCUUCAUAAAACGUUUGAAACACGAGAUAAUGUUUGUUUUUUUUUCUUAUCUUUUGACCAAAUAUGUAGAAAUUUUUCUGAAAAUAAUAACAAAAUAUAUGGUAUUUAUGCUGUAAACUUAAUCACAUUUAGCAAAACAUAUGUCCUGUAGUUUUGAAUUAAUUGUAUUUUUGUUUGUAGAAUGAGUGUUCUAACAUUUUAAAUGAAAAAAAAAACAUGUUACUUUAUACUCUUAGCGGCUAUAGUUGUUAUGAAAAUUUUCACAAAAAUAUUUAACUAGUUUUAUAUGGAUAAAAACUUAAAGUAUGUAUUUUCUGGAAAGGUGUUUGUUCAGACCUUUAAAAUGUAAUAUUCUAUUUAACUGCAAUAAAAAUCGCCGUUUGUCCACAUUUGCUAUUUUAAACGGGUUUAUUUUAGUUUCUUUUUUGUUAAUCCUGACCCAUAACAAACAAACCUUAGCAAGUAUUCCAUGUAAUAUAGAAUUCAUGGUAGUGAAAUGUGUAAAAUUUAUUUAUUCAAAAGUAUAAGUAAUAUUUCCCCAAUGUCAGUUACCGUUAAUAUAUUUAUAGGUAUCUAAUUUCAAUGUCAUAAAUCAUUGUCAGCAUACAUUGUCAUUAUCAUUGAUCUAUUUUUGAUUUGCUUGAAAUGUUUUAAGAAAAAGCCAUUUCGAAUUACUGGCAUGGAUGUUAAUGGAAUCAGCUAUUGUUGUACAGCGUAGAUUAUAUUUGUAACUGUCUUUGUAUAAAACUGUGUUUGUAUAUUCCGCCAUAUUAUGUAACACGAUGUACUUUUGUGUCUAACACCUUUGAAUUUUAUAUGAAUAUCUAAUAACCUUUUCAAACUUCAUUUUUUGAUGUUAAAAGUCUCCCUGUUUAAAAUCGUAUUCCACAUUUGUUCCUGUUUUGAUUUUGAUUUUAGUGCAUUGUUAUUGUUCCCCGUAUGGAAAUGUGUUUGUACUGUUUAAUUUAUUCAAUCACGAAAAUAUAUUUUUAAUUUCGAUUAUUCAUCAUUGGCUGUACAACAAUUUUCUUUAACAUUCCCUUGAAACAUAUUUUACUAGUUUAUAGUUAGGACUUAAGAUGAUUUUUAUUUUCAUUGCUUUCAACAUGUAUAAUUUCAUAUAGGUAAUAUAAAUAUUCAAACGAGUAAAUUGUAUGGUAUAUUCAAACAUGUUCUAUGAAUUUGAUACUUUUCUCUUACCAUUCCUCAUAAUGUAACAUUGUCUUGUGUUUGUGUUGUAAAUAUUCCAUGUUAUUUCUUUUCCAACAAUUAUUUUAUAAAUUGAAGUAUUGUUUAUCAUGCUCUUAGUAUGUUUGUAAAUAAUACAUUUCCUUUAGAGAUUUAUUUUUGCGUUUUUUCGUCACUUUUAUUUAAACUGCAUACAAAAACAAUGAUUCUAUAUAUUUUGUUAUAUAAUUUUCAAUAGGAUAGUAUCCAUUUCCUCUUGAUUACCGCACCUUCAUGGCAUUUAAAACGUUGUUGAUAUUUUUAAAACCUCCUUGUUCGUCAAUUGAAAAUUGCAAGUUGAGUAACACUGCAUAUGGGUAUAUUACUAGAACUGCCCACGAAAUGCGAGUUUCAUGUAUUGCCACUAUUUAAAACACUUCAAUAUAUAGUUUGCUUUAAGACUUAGUAAAGAUUUUGUUGCUUGAUUUCUCUUUUUUGUACACAGUAUGGUAAGCGUUUUUGCAGAUAUUGAUAUAACAUUAACAAAUUAUAUACCUCUUAAAAAGCAGUUUUGUCAGAAUUAAGUUUCAGACUUAUUCAAACUGUGUUAAUACAAUAUCUCAUAUUUCAAAAGAAUCCUUUCAACCAUUACUAACUGAAGCUGCAUCAUCAGUAAUUUACAAAUAAUUUACAGUCACCACACGUGGCACUGUUUAAGAUAUUCAUUCUGGGUCAAGAAUCGCAUCGACUCGGGGACAUUGCACUGAGAACGAUUUAUGGCACACUGUCCUAAAAUCGCUACUGCAUCAAUCAAACUUAAGGUUAAAUGUGAGCGACGGUCUAAUGGAUACAGUAUCAUCCUCUCAGCCCAGACGUUGUGGGUUGAAGCUUCACUUGGGCCACGACCAUGCUUUCUCGGACACGAAAAUGCAUUGAUCUUUCUAGAAAUCGGACUCAAAUUCAAACAAGCUCCAAUCUUGCAUCACAAACGUGAUAAAUUUAAUUAGUAUUAACAUAUUUAAGUUUGUGAGAAGAAACAAAACGCUAGUAUACAUGAAUAGUAUUCUUUGAGUUAUAUAGAUGCCAGGACUGUGCACAGCGAUUGAUAUGAAUGUUUAAAUUAUCUUAAAUAGAGUAAAUAGCUCUGAGACACGAGACUUCUUCGCUGAUAAUAUUGAUUGAAUUACUUCUUAUAAAGUUGAUGGCGUUAACACAUAUCUUAAAUAAGUCGAGCCUACUUAAAGUUUGUAUUUUAGUUCCAAUGCCUUCGUUAAGUCGUAAAUAAAUCAUAUUUUAAAAGAUAGCAUUAAACCUGAACUGUGGUAUAUAUCUAAAUACUCGAGAUGUAAGAAAAAGGAGGUAAGUCAAACUUAUGAGUGUACGUAUACACUGUAAAACUUCGAUUAAGGUACAAAAGCUUGCAAUUGUUCCAUGUAGAUUUUAAAAUUGUGAUGGAAUGAACCACUAAACGAAGUUUAAAGUGGUUUAAUAAGCAGUCCUUAUACAUAUACUUCUUUUAUAAAUGAGUCAUUAAUGUUGUAAACGUUCAAGGCUUUUUAAAACAAAUCAGUUUUACUGCCAAACUACGGUAAACAGCCGAACAUUGUGUGCCAUUUGGUUUCAUCUAGCCAAUUACCAAAGCGAAAUGAUGCAGCCAAAUUACGUCAUUUCCGCUUCCGCUUCAGGACAUUAUAGGUUUAUGUUUAGCGUAAUUUCGUUGAAGCUGAUUCAGUUUCAUAACCUUUAUGGCUCUACAGUUUAUAUGGUUUGAAGGUCCAAAUGUAUUAGCAUACCACAAUUCUACCAUAUCCCGGGACUAUGUUUAACCUCUGAUGGAUGAGAAUGAAACAGAGCAGGAAGUGGUGCAGCCUUUGCAAAAUCAUUUUUUUUGACUAAUUUCAAUAGGUUUGUUAAUGAAAUUGCUUGGUGAAAAAGAAAUCGUGGUGAACAGAAAGCAGUAUAUUUCAGUUACCCGAGCAAAUUACAAGUGACACACUAAUUUCCCCGUAUUUCCUUGACCUUUGUGUUAAAAAACAAAAACGGAGUUUUACACGUCAGACUGUUCAGGCAGUAAACUGCCUUAGGAUUAAUGUCUCUGGUAAUAUUUACCAUACGGAAUCGACAUAGGGACAACUGAAAUACAACAAAGUUUCUUGAUGUAAUAUUAUCAGAACUGUUUCUUUCACAAUAUAACAUGUUCUGACACACAUUAUAACUAUGUAACAAAGUUUCAAUUCAAGAUUAAACUUUAUAAACCUCAAGGUUUGAAAAGAGGGAGGUUAAGUUAUAAAGCAAUAAAACCACGAAUGGACAGCUCUGUAAAAAUAUAAAUCAUCAAAUGUUACAAGGGCAUAAAUCUUCAUAACCUUAUAUUACAUUUCUGUUUCCCUGAUUACCAGGGUGAAAGUCUGUUAGAUAUAGCGCACACAAACAUUCAAAAUCCUUAUUACUCGUAAACCUUAGAGUUUGAUGCUAAAUAUCAGCCUCAAGUGAAGAUAAGGUGCCAACUACCCUGUAUAUAAUGAAAGAAAAUGUGCGUGUCUCAAAAAAGGGACUUGCAAUAGAAUAAUUUGAUUCCAAAACGAGAGUAAUUAUAUAUCAAAGUGAAUGUCUUCUAUGGUGUGUGUUUUUUAUUAGAGCUGUUAUACUCGUACCUCACAUAUAUACACGCACAAAACUUGUCAUUACGGUAAUCGUUGAAGUAUGUGGUGCCUUUAAAUGACAGCUGUUUGUACAUGGAUAUAAUUUGACAUUACACAUCAGUGCUAAACUAUUGUUUAUGUAAAAAUAUUAACGCGCUUUAACAAUAGUACAUUGGUGAUUGUAAAAAUGUAAAUACAAGAUAAUUUAUCAAGGUGUAACAAAUAGUUUAGUAAGCAACCGAAAUUUGAUGUAAUUUGAGACAAGAAUAUUGCUGUAUUAUAUACAAUACUCAUUGACAUGAAUUACAAUGAUAAGUGUACUUAAAUGCUGUUCUGAUAUUAUCUGGAGGUCAAUCAUUCCAAAAUAUAAACUUUUGACGUAACCUAUAUACAUGUACAAUGUUAGUACAUGAUGUAUAAGAGUUUUAUCUUAUUUUUAUACACGUUUCACUUAUAAUGAUCCAUAUAACGUAGAUUUUUGUCUUUAUUACAAGUAUUCUAUCUUAUAUACUUUGCACCAAUAUUAGGUUUAGGUAAGCAAAAUUUUUAAAAAACUUACCUUUCACUUAUUUGUAGAUAUAAAUAAAAUAUCUAGGUUUC
Mercenaria mercenaria is the source of this 7683-nucleotide messenger RNA. Its product is annotated as toll-like receptor 4. Gene Ontology annotation, cellular component: membrane. Bases 199 to 2841 code for a protein of 880 amino acids. The transcript is spliced from 2 exons. Lineage: Eukaryota; Metazoa; Mollusca; Bivalvia; Venerida; Veneridae. The record is from RefSeq and is a predicted model, not a curated record. Gene Ontology annotation, molecular function: transmembrane signaling receptor activity; protein binding. Gene Ontology annotation, biological process: toll-like receptor signaling pathway; immune response.